GCUUAUUUACUUGUUGCUGCUACUGUCCUCGAACAUGACAGUCUACAUAUGUGCUGUUGCCGACUGCAAAUCCUCUUCGCAGAAGAAGGAUCCUGAGGUGAAGGGCUGGGCUCGUUUUCCAAAGAAAAAAGAGGCUGCCCGAAGACGUUUGUGGGUGACCAGAUGUAAGAGGGGACCUACAUGGAAAGCCACCCGACACCAUGCACUGUGCUCAAAUCACUUUAUAGACUGGAACAACGGGCCGUCACCAUCGCAUCCUGAUCCAGAGUUGUUCGGCUACAAUCAAUGGAGGCCGAAAAACAACGCUGGUGCCAUCAGUGGGCUUGGAGCACGAACACCAGCGGCUGACAGAGGCGAUCAAGAACCACUAACCCAGUCACUGCCCUCUUCACACUCUGCCCCUGCCUUGCCAGUCAACAUUGACUUCAUAAAGGAAACUGACGAAGAAGUACAAACUGAUGUCCAUAUUGAAGUCGAGACAUGGGCUCACAAUGCAUCAGUUCAAGUUGAUGCUGAACAGUUUCUCCAGAUAGAGGUAGUGCCGGAACCACAGGAUCACACCUAUUCAGCAUCAGCCAUUGCUACUACUUCAGCAGCUGAGCCCAAGGAUGUUGGAGUACAAGUUGAAAGGGAGGCAGAUCUAACAGAAGCACCUACUGAUCAGAGAGCCCGGACCAGAGGAAGGAUUCUUGCUAGUGACAAGAGUGUUCAGCGCUAUACAGGUCUUCCUAACAAAAGUGUUUUGAUUUCUAUUUAUCAGACCAUUAAAAAGAGAGCAAAAACAAUUAAUUACUGGAAAGGGCCAAAAAGCAUAAAGGAAAAUUUAAAGAAAGGGGCACGUGGCCGUAAGAAAAUACUAGAUACUUUUGAUGAGUAUUUAAUUACACUUGUGUACAUCCGUCAAGGUUUUCCGGGCUGGUUUUUAGGCGACUUAUUUGCAGUCUCACAAGCUUCAGUUUCAUGCAUCACUAAUACCUGGAUAAAUGUAUUGUAUGAGGUACUGCAACCGUGGCUAUUGUGGCCUUCAGCUCAGCAAGUUAGGGACAACCUUCCUGAUUGGUAUCCAGUAAAGUAUGCAGAUACAAGGGUAAUUUUGGAUUGCACAGAGAUUUAUAUCAACAAACCAGCAAACUGCUCUGCUCAAGCAAUGACAUACUCCAUGUAUAAGCAUCACAACACUGCCAAAGUUCUUGUUGGCAUAACACCAACAGGAAUUAUUACAUUUGUGUCAACUCCAUAUGGUGGUAACACAUCUGAUAGGCACAUUGCAGAGGUUGAACUGAUAGACAAAAUUGAACCAGGAGAUGCUGUCAUGGUGGAUAGAGGGUUCAAUAUUGGAGACCUACUGCUGCAAUCACCUACAUGA
Eriocheir sinensis (Chinese mitten crab) is the source of this 1366-nucleotide messenger RNA. RefSeq lists its product as uncharacterized. NCBI's taxonomy places the organism in Eukaryota, Metazoa, Arthropoda, Malacostraca, Decapoda, Varunidae. Bases 35 to 1366 code for a protein of 443 amino acids. The record is from RefSeq and is a predicted model, not a curated record. The transcript has 4 exons.